AUGUGUUGCAAGUAUUUCUUCAGUGUGUUGGUGGGUGUUUGUCGGGGUUGAGUCGACGCGAUCGCGAACGAAGAACGAAAAACCUGAGAUUUUUCUUAAUUUUCGCUAGUGACGUUUGGUUUCUUUUGAGAGGCUUAAGAGUUAAUAUUCCACUUUUUUAUAAAACCGACAUUAAGUGACGAGUGAUAAGUGACAGGCAGUGCUAAGGAUAGGAAUCAAGAUCCCGGAAGACAGCUGACGAAUGUGAAAAAAAAGUGGCACUGGUCUUGCAUUCGCUGGGCUGCAUUUUUGCAGUUCACACCAGAAGCAGUGACCAUGGAUCAAAUGAUUGCAUUUAGCACGCAAAAUCCUCUAACACUGCUGAUGAAACUCGGAAUGAUGGCAUGGAACAAUAGCUGCGGCAUGGAAAAUUGUUCCGGCCACGGGGAAUGCCAUAACGGCACUUGCCUCUGCGAGAUUCAAUUCGAUGGAUCUGAGUGCCACGUUCCGAACUUCAGCUACUACAUCGCAUUUGCAUCUAUGUUUUUCAUCCUUGCCUUUGUUUGUCUCAUACAAUUAGUAAUGUGCAUAGUUGCAGAGUGGCAAAGAAUGAAAGCUCCCUCUUUUCUUCGAGCCUGCCGCGUGACGACCCAGAAAGUUUUAUACUUUGUUGUUUUUCUUGCUUCAAUCAUUCGCGGGGCUUACUUUACAUCUCCGACUGCAUUUCAAGAAGGAUGGUCAAGAAGUUUGUUAUCUGCCUAUUAUCCUCUUCUCUUGAGUGGAUCAUCCUUAAUCGUUUGCUUCUGGGCAGAAGUCUUUCACCUGCGUGACAUUCGAUACGACAGACCUCAGUUUCUUUCGAAGUCAUUUCUGGGCUUUGUCGUCUUUAACCUUAUUACAUAUUCAUUACUGGUGGCUGAAUUUGUUAUUGUUCAAAUGAAUACUGAAGUUGAUCAAAGCUUCUACACGCACAUUUUCAAUGGCUGUUACGCAGUUCUUCUCUUCAUAGUUGUUAUCUUCUUCCUGAUAUACGGAGUCGAAGUAUUUUUCAAAGUUCGAGGAGGAUUUUUAUGCGAAGAUCAUGUGACGUCCAUAGCGACACAAAAUCGCGUUCCAGAGGAGACGAACGAACAAGAAGAGGAAGUUGUAACAGCCAAAUUAUUCGAACCGGUCCAAACAACAACUGAGACCCUAAAUAUUCAAAAACUCGUCAACACUUCUCAGCUACAUCAAUCAAGAUUAGGAUUGCUUUCCCAAGCUUUCAUGCUCUUCAUAGUUGGCGGAUUCCUUUUCAGCGAAACACUGAGCGAUAUUUGGAAGACAAAAGUUCCUGUUUACAGCAGAAAUUGGCACGACGUUGUCUUCAGGGUCAUCGAACUGGGUGUUGCCCUUUGGUUUCCCUGCGUUUUGUGGAAUUGCACGAGUCCGGAGCGAUUGUGGAUUUUGAAUCCAAAAAGAAUCCUGAAGAAGUUGGAUCUGGAUCAAGGAAAAGUCGUGAAAGAAAUUGAACUACAGGAUAAAAGUAUUUCUUCGGAGUCUGAACUCCUGAGAGAUAGUAUUUCCAGUAGCAGCAAAGAUUGCUGGAUAUGCUAUGAUAGUGAUAGACAAGAUGCUGGUCCAUUCAUUCAGCCUUGUCAAUGCAGGGGAGACGUGAGUGCUGUCCAUCACGAUUGCCUGCGUCGUUGGCUCGUUGAGAGUUCAAUGAACGCGGACAGCCUGACAUGCAAGGUAUGUGGAACGAAGUAUAACGUGGAACACGCUAGCAGAUUGGACUGGCAACACAGUUUUACCCCUCGCCAUUGGCUCCAGACUUUUGCAAUCGUCACCAUAAUGUGCGGUUCUGCAGCAGCUGCAUGGAUUCUUAUUCAACUGGUCGAAAGCCCAAUUAUAAGAAUGCUCUCGGCUGGGACCGCUUUGGUGAUAAUAUACGUUUGCAUAAGAUUAUUAAGUCUCAACACAGUCGUUGCAUACGAACGUGCCAAAAUUUCAUCUCUGAAUAUCGUAAAUGCAGAUCCCACUUCGGCAAACACCGGCCAAGUCUCUAUAAUCAGCCACGCAGUUUCUGUAGACUUGGCAAAGUCAGAAGUUGCCGCAAUAUAAUUUAAAAAAAAAGUCUCGAACGCAGGACGUUUUUAGAGAAAAAUUGACCCGUUUCCAAGGGUUGAGGCAAAAAGAUACAACAGAGAAUCCAAAUCAGUUAGAAGCGGUAUUGACAACAGUAUGAAACUUUAAUAGUCGCUGAAUAUCAUUAAAAGAGACAGGGCUUGAACUGCCACUUCAAUCAUUUACAAUAAACAAAGACACUCUUUUUGAAGAUUGAAAAGAGGGAGGAAACGAAACACAAAAAAGGGCUCUAAAAAUGAAUUCUAAACGAAAAGGAGGAUUCUAAAUUCAGAGAAACUACAACUAAUUGAAAGGAAUUCGUUCCUUGAAUCAAACAGGCUUCUCGAAAUGUAGAGAUGCGGAUUGGCCUUCUCGAAGGCGCAUAGCCUUUUAUUUUUGUACCAUUAAUUUUCCCUUCAAUAAUUAUAAUAUCGCCAUAAGGUUUUUCUAAAUUAAGUGAUUUUAAUUUAGCACUAAUCCUUUUUAAUUUUUUUUUAAUUUGGAUAGAUAAGAGGUUCUGGUUUGUGAAAAUGUCGAUAGGCCCUGCAAAGGGUAACUUGUUAGAGGAAUAAUCCUGAUAGAUCCAGCCAAAGUGUAUUUAUAAUAAAUUAAAAGCCACUGACUCACUUGAAGAAGAGAGGAAUUAAUGUUAGGAUCUAUAUGACCGAACAAAUCCGUAGUUAAUUUGUAAAUCGGCACCGUACUAGACAUUGUCAUCUAGCUUUUUAAGUUCCCUUUACCAAUUCUGCAUUGUUAGAAAUUUGUUUACCUUUUUAGUUGGAAACUGGACUAGUUUGCCCCAAUUGGAACCUAAUUGAACUUCUAGUGUUGCAUUUCAGGCACGCAUAGACUGAUUAUUUUAACUUGGAAUAUCAGUUAAAGCUCGAUUUUAAAGUUUAUUAUCCAGGGGAAAGCACUCGAACUCAAUUACUUGAUUUUUUCGAUUUGGCAAGACCAAUUCCCCUUGCAAAGAUUUAAUAAAUUUUGCUUGACUGUUUGCACAUGUGUUGAAGUGCGACAUUAAAAGUGGAAUUAAAACUAGACUUCUUUUGAUUCUGACGAAUGCUUGCUAACUUUCAUAAUACUCCUAGACGAUAAACAUAACUUUGUACCAUGUAAAGAUAUUAUUAGUGAUAACUAUAAAUACGUUCUGCAUUUUCUACCUAAGCUGAUCGAAGGCGUUUAAGUUUUUACAUGAAAGGUCAAAGUAGCAGUAGAAAUUUUUGUAUUCAGUCGUGACUUUCAUUAAAUUCCGAUAGAGGUGCAAUCGAUUUUCUUUGUCUAAGAAAAUAAGUGGAAGAUAGUUGGAAAGUUGAGUUUUCAGUCAUCAGUAGCAAAAGAGAAUAAGUGUGUUGCUGAUAAUUCGUAAAAUAGUUUUAAUAAUAAUAAUAAUAAUAAUAAUAAGUAGUUUCGAAGAGUUUUGAGCGUUUUCCUCUCUAGAUUCUAUUCAUUAUUUGAUCCCAGGAUUUGGAUCUAAGAUCAGCACACUUAGCGGUUAGCUAAUCUUGAUUCAAUUACCUUGAAGUACAAACGCAAAUCGAAUUCCGUUCCUGAGAAUUUGGUUUCAAGAUACUGUCUGGUACUUUAUUAUUACUUAUUUUGUUAAUUGAAUAAUUUUAAUUGUAUUAUAUUAUUAUGUAAUGCUUAUACAUAAGUGUCCUAUUUAAAAUAGGAAUAUAACAUAGAUAAGCUGUGAUAAUACAAAAUGUACUAAAAAAUCAGUAGAGGGGUCCUUCAAUAAAUGCGAAAAGAAUAAAA
Belonocnema kinseyi is the source of this 3840-nucleotide messenger RNA. RefSeq lists its product as uncharacterized. Lineage: Eukaryota; Metazoa; Arthropoda; Insecta; Hymenoptera; Cynipidae. The transcript is spliced from 9 exons. Bases 316 to 2079 code for a protein of 587 amino acids. Gene Ontology annotation, molecular function: zinc ion binding. The record is from RefSeq and is a predicted model, not a curated record.